AAUUGAACUAAGUUUAAAUUAUGAUAUCUCGUGAUUUAGAAUAAAAUGGUUUGAAGUGCACAAAUAUUAACGGAAUCAAUAUGAUCAGACCUGGCUUUCUAGGCCUCAUAUUCUUCGGGUUUAGCUUUAGUUUGGUGACUGGAUUGAAAACUGCAGGGAUUGGAGAAAAUGUAACAUUUGAAUGCACAUCGGAGAAUAAAUGGUUUUUUUGUUUGUGGCGAACACCAGAUGGGGGUAAGGUGUGUGCUAUUAAUGAAACAGGAUCUUAUUCUACCGUUUGUUCAGGAUCACAGGGUAUGUCGAUUUCUGGAGACAGUACUUCGUGUCGACUGUCGAUAAAUAAUUUGUCGACAGUACACACUGGUACCUUCAUUUGUCUGUUAAACCAGGCUGAGACGUUUGUAACGAGCAGAGCAAGUUUUGACCUGCUGGUGGCCCAGCCCGCCAACCUGUACAUUGGAGUACAUAAUCAGCUGUACACAAACCUGUCAUCGAUAGAUGUAGUUGAGGGUGAGAGUAUAGAUGUACAGUGUACAGCUAAGGAUGGUGUACCCUCUGCAGCAGUGUACUGGCAGUACCCGGGAGAGAAAUUAAAGGAAGUAGGGAGCGGAAGUCCAAGUUCAACUCUCAGGUAUUCAGGACGAGUAGAGGAUGAUGGUGAAAUUCUAGUCUGCUCAGCUGGUCAGCUUGAUGAUUCAAACCUACCUCUAUACUCAACACAGAUCAAUACAAUCAUCCGUAUCAUUCAACCCUCACCCCUUUCAUCCUCAGUUGCUAGCAGCAUCAACAUCAUCAUCCUCAUCAUCUCCAUCAUCAUCGUUCUCAUCUUCAUCAUUGUCUUUGUCAUCAUAUUCGCCGUUGUAAAGCAGAAGAAGAAGAAGGGUGAGCGGAGAUCAAUCGAUCAAUCAACUUGGACCAGUAAUACUCCUAGCCGCUGCGCUGUACAUCCUUUACAUUCAGCUCAAUGUGAAGAUAAAUACAAGGUUUGUAGUGCUGAGAUACAUUCUAGUUCAUCCUCAAACUCAUCUGCAGAUACUUCCACAGAUACAAAUACUAGCUUGGAUACAGAAAAGUCUAUUGGUGAAGUUGAAGACAAUGUUUCCUUUAGUCCAACAUUUAAGUAUACAGGUUAUCAGAGCUUUAACAAGUACGACAAUGUAGUCGAGAGCUCAGAGAUCAAUGGGAGUACAAAGGAAGAAUUUAAACCAAAGAGACUAGGUCACUUUGAUCCUUCUGUAAAUGUUCACGAUGUUACAAGACCCAAUACGGGAAACAGCAGUUUAUAUACUGCAGGGAGCCGGAGGAACAGCAGUAAAGAGAUAAACAGGAGAUUGAAGAGAAAUAGCUUAGAAACAGCUGAAGAAACAGCAGAGAACCUAGAACAGAUAUUAGGGGUCGCUAGGAUACAUCUAGGGUGUCGAGGGCGUGUCUACCCCGCCCAGCAAGUCACUAAUAAACCAGUCCUCCAACCUAUAAAUCCCUCCAACCUACCUCCGAUAGAUAUUGAAGAUGGUAGAGCUACAGCUAGUGUGUUCGACUGUCAAUUAGGAUGCUUCUCCCCUGAUCAUCAGCAUACCGAAUCAAAGAACUGCGGAUAAAGUAAAGGUUUUGGUUUGUAAAAUUUAACUCAAUCAAAAGUAGAGUCUGGAGAUGAACCUAGGAUAAACCAAAUUAUUAUUUUCAAAACUGUGUUGACAAAAUUUUAAAUGCCAAAAAUAUUGUUAUCAGUAUAAUCUGCCAUCUUUUAUUAAAAUAUAUUGUUAAGCUGUAUGUGUUAUUUAGCUAUUUUAUAUAGA
Molecule: messenger RNA, 1796 nt
Organism: Eurytemora carolleeae
Lineage: Eukaryota; Metazoa; Arthropoda; Copepoda; Calanoida; Temoridae
Exons: 15
Coding region: 81-1598 (505 amino acids)
Source: RefSeq, a predicted model, not a curated record